Molecule: messenger RNA, 7329 nt
Organism: Petromyzon marinus (sea lamprey)
Lineage: Eukaryota; Metazoa; Chordata; Hyperoartia; Petromyzontiformes; Petromyzontidae
Source: RefSeq, a predicted model, not a curated record
GAGGAGGAGAAGGAGAAGGAGGAGAAGAUGGAGGAGAAGAUGGAGGAGAAGAUGGAGGAGGAGGAAAAGCAGGAGGAGAGGGGGAAAGCGGAAGUGGUCGCUGAGGCAUUGCGGGGCGACGUCGAGGGAGGUGAAGGCGCUCAAAGUUGUGAGGGAGGCGAGGGGCAGCAGCAGCAGGAGGUGGUGAUGUCGGUGGAGGUGGCGGCCGUGGCCACGUCGCGCGAGGAGGAAGACCGGCAGCAGCAGGACGACGAGGAGGCAGAGGCGAUGGCUCUGAUGAUGGAGGCAGAGGCGCUGGGUGUGGAAGAGGUGGUGGAGAUCACCUACGAGGGGCCUGGCGUCACCUACUCACAGCUGGACAUGAAUCGCUACUGGGCCGAGUGUCCCUUCUGCCUCAAGAACAGCGACGGCCACACUUACUGCAGCCACUGCGGUGCCCAGCUGCCUGCCAACACCGUCAAGCGGCUUAAACCCGCACCCCAACAACACCAACAACAACAUCAACAACAUCAUCAUCAUCAGCAGCAGCAGCAUCACCACCACACGGCGUUUGGGUUUCAUGGCGGCCGCCCCCUCUCCCUGAGCCGCCCCUCCCCACGCCAGGGCCAUGCUCACCCCUCCGGCCACGCGUCGCCGUCGUUUGGCCCCCGCGGGCCCUUCCGCUCCUCCACGGGCGGCCGCCUCCCCGCGCUUCGCACCCCGGCCCAGCAACCCCAGCAGAGGGCAGCCGCCUCUCAGCUGCUGCUGCACCACUCCCUGAUGCAGCAGCAGAGGGGCGGUCCUAGGGGAGGGGGCGUGGGGGGUUCUGCCGCUUGCUCCGCUGCAUCGCCCAGAGCUAUCCCGCACUAUGACCGGCACCACCAGCAGCAGCAGCAGCAGCUACGCAACUACCACCACCACCAGCACCACCAGCACCACCAGCAGCAGCAGCACUCCCUCCUGCGUGCCGGGCGAGGGGCCGCGCUGGUGGGGGCCGGGAGGGCCAGGGGUGGCGCCGGGGGUGGGGCGGCUCUAAUGGCGGCCGCGGGGGGCCGGGGAGGCCGUGGGGUGGGGCAGCUGCCGCUGGGUGGGGGCCACCAGCGAGGCGCCCAGGGUUCUUUCUCCAGCUGCUGGCCCCCCAAUGGAGCCAUGAAGCCACCAGGUUUUGUGGGGGGCUCCCCGCACCCCCACCACGCCUUUUCCUCCCUGCGCCUGCAAUGCAAUGGGGGGCGUCUUGGCCCCCCUCUUCACGGCCGCCCUUUGCCCCUCACCCCGAUCCACAGCAAGCCUGACGAGCCCAUUGUGCUGUCCAGUGGCGAUGAGGACGACGACGAGGUUGAGAAUAAAGAGGGGAACCACGGCAAGAAACCAGCGGGGAAGGAGGGAGAGGAGCAGAAGGAGGAGGAGCAGAAGGAGGAGGGGCAGAAGGAGGAGGGGCAGAAGGAGGAGGGGCAGAAGGAGGAGGAGGAGGAGCAGCAGCAGACGACGGAAGAUAAGACACAGGAGGUGGAGGAGGAGGAGGAGGAGACUGCAGUGGUGAGGGUGAAGGAGUCAGGUGAGGAGAACGGGGAAGAGGAGGCAGCAGCAGCGAAGCACGACGAGGUGAGUGAGGAGGAGGCGGCCGUUUCGGCUCCUCCUCGGUGCGACGAGGCGGAGGAGGGAGAGGCGGGGGGGGAAGGGGAGGAAGAGGUGGAGGGGGAGGGCACGGUCAGCGCAGCGGCCGCCACGCAGGGACGUCAAGAGAUCCUCGGCGACGACGACGACGACGAGCUGCAGCAGCAGCUCCUGCUGCUGCAGCAGCACGAUGACGACGAUGAUGAGGAGGAUGAGGAGGAAGACUUUGAUGAGGAGGAGCUGGAUGAUGAAGAGGAGGAGGAGUGUGCUGUGUGCGGCGAGGAGGGUUGCGAGGAGUGCGGAGCCGGUGAGGAGGAGGAGGAGUUGGAGGAUGAGGAGGAGGAGGAUGAGGAGAUCUGUAACGACUGCGAAGAGGGAGAAUGCGCUCGGCAUGCAGAGGAGGAGAUGGAUGAGGAGGAUGAGGAGGAGUUUGACGAUGAAGAUGAAGAGGAGGAAGAGGAGGAAGAGGAGGAAGAAGAGGAAGAAGAGCCAGAGGAGGAGGAGGAGGGGGCGAUUCUGGCACUGGACGAGGGGAGUGGUGGUGGCGAGAGCGACACCGAGGGUGGCAAACGCAAGGCUGCUGCCUCCCUGCUACGGUGCCGCCAGGCCAAGCGCGCGCGCGGCGUGGUGCAUCCGCACCUGCUGCCUGCAGUGUCGCCAUGGCGACAGCGCGCCCUGUCGCCACGGCGACGCGUGCUGCUGGACUGUGCUGCGGUGUACGUGGGUGGAGAAGAGCACCGUCCAGCGGGGCCCGUCACGGUGUCGGUGAUCUCAGUGGACAUUCCAAUAGCAGUGGGUGAGGGGCGUGCCCCCCGCGUGCUCUCGCUGCCCGCGCGCUCCCUCUGUUCAUGCUCUGUGAACACGGCGGAGCCGCAGGGCCCCAGCCUGCUGCUCGCCCUGGAGCCGAGCCUGGCGCUCAGCGUCCACUCACAGCUCCUCAGCUGGGCUGGCCUGGACAGCGUGGAGGCGACUGAGCCCCCCGAGCGCGUUGUGACGCUGGUGGUGGAGGCGCCGCUGCCCCCGGCGUCGCUGCGCCUGUUGCAGGAGCUGCUGCUGGAGGUGGCGCGCCGAAACGGUGGCCCCCCACCCCCCCAUCACAACUUCUCGUCGUCGUCGCGCGUCCCGGGGGGCCUGGCCCCCCACUCCCCGCUGGCGCCGCACCCCACCUCGGCACACGGUGCCCUAACGCUCGCCCCCGCCCAUCAACACCACCAGCAUCACCAUCAUCAGCAUCAUCACCAUCAGCACCACCAUCAGCACCAUCAGCAUGCCGUGGCUGCGUACGUUGCGGCGGGGUUUGCGGAGCCUCCCUACGGACCUGGUGGGGGGCGCCCGCCACAUGGAUUCCAGCACGGGGUGGGAGUUCCGUGGCCGGCCGACUUCUCCGUUCUGCAGCUGCGCCAGGGUGGGCACUACGCCAGUGAGUUGAUGCCGGCCUCCUCGUCGUCGUCGCCGGCGCCGCCCUUCGCAGUGCCUGCCGACAGCAGCCAGCGCAGCAGCAGCAACAUCCCUGUGCAGAGGCUCAUCAUCUAUCCCCCGCCACCCACCAAGGGUGGCCUGAGUGUCACCACGGAGGACCUCCUCUGCCUGGAGCCCGGAGAGUUCCUCAAUGACAUCAUCAUCGACUUCUACCUCAAGUUCCUCGUGAGUAGUGAGCGCAUGAGCCGUGAGGACUCGGACGGGAUCCACGUUUUCAGCACCUUCUUCUACAAGCGCCUGCUGCAGACGGAGCGCGUGCUCACAGAGCACAUGGCCAGCCUCACCCUGGCCCAGCGGCGGCAUGCACGCGUGAGGACGUGGACAAGGAGAGUCGAUCUCUUCAAGAAAAACUUCAUCUUCAUCCCCAUCAAUGAGGAGCAUCACUGGUUUCUCGCUGUUGUUUGCUUCCCGGGCCUGGAGUCGCCGACGUUCGAACCAAACCCCAACCAUCACGAGCCGAGCCCAAGCCAUGGAGAGGAAAGCCCCGGGUGUGGAGAGCAGAGCCUGAGCCACGGAGAGCAGAGCCUGAGCCACGGAGAGCAGAGCCCGAGCCACGGAGAUCAGAGCCCCGAGCGUGGGGAAGAGAGCCCCAAGCGUGGAGAGCAGAGCCCCAAGCCCGGAGAGCAGAGCCCCAAGCGUGGAGAACAGAGCCCCAAGCGUGGAGAACAGAGCCCAAAGCGUGGACUGCAGAGCCCCAAGCGUGGAGAGCAGAGCCCCAAGCCCGGAGAGCAGAGCCCCAAGCGUGGAGAACAGAGCCCAAAGCGUGGACUGCAGAGCCCCAAGCGCGGAGAGCAGAGCCCGAGCCUUGGAGAGCAGAGCCCGAGGUGUGGAGAGCAGAGCCCGAGGUGUGGAGAGCAGAGCCCGAGCCUUGGAGAGCAGAGCCCGAAGCGCGGAGAGCAGAGCCCGAGCCUUGGAGAGCAGAGCCCCAAGCGCGGAGAGCAGAGCCCGAGGUGCGGAGAGCAGAGCCCGAAGCGCGGAGAGCAGAGCCCGAGCCUUGGAGAGCAGAGCCCCAAGCGCGGAGAGCAGAGCCCGAGCCUUGGAGAGCAGAGCCCCAAGCGCGGAGAGCAGAGCCCGAGCCUUGGAGAGCAGAGCCCGAAGCGCGGAGAGCAGAGCCCAAAACGUGGAGAGCAGAGCCCGAAACGUGGAGAGCAGAGCCCAAGCCUAGGAGAGCAGAGCCCGAAGCGCGGAGAGCAGAGCCCGAGCCUUGGAAAGCAGAGCCCGAAACGCGGAGAGCAGAGCCCGAGCCUUGGAGAGCAGAGCCCGAGGCGCGGAGAGCAGAGCCCGAAAUGUGGAGAGCAGAGCCCAAAACGCGGAGAGCAGAGUCCGAAGAGCGGAGAGCAGAGCCCGAAGAGCCGAGAGCAGAGCCCGAGGCGUGGAGAGCACAGCCCAAAACGCGGAGAGCAGAGCCCGAAGAGCCGAGAGCAGAGCCCGAAGAGCCGAGAGCAGAGCCCGAAGAGCCGAGAGCAGAGCCCGAAGAGCCGAGAGCAGAGCCCGAAGAGCCGAGAGCAGAGCCCGAAGAGCCGAGAGCAGAGCCCGAAGAGCCGAGAGGAGAGCCCAAAACGCGGAGGGCAGAGCCCGAAGAGCCGAGAGCAGAGCCCGAAGAGCCGAGAGCAGAGCCCGAGGCAUGGAGAGCAGAGCCCUGUGACCCCCCACAGCACCAGAAAUGGGAAUGGCGGUGGCACUCAUAAUGGCUGUGGCAGCACUAAAGGGGCAGAUACUUGUAGUGCUGGUGACACUGAUGGGGCUGGCGCUGCUGGUGUUGCCUAUGGUGCAGAUGGAUGCGGUUACAGCGGGAGUAUCGAUGGUGGUGCUGAUGGCACUGCUGUGAAGAACAGGUCUAGUGACGGCGUUGAUGGAGGUGGUGGUGGCAAUGUUGGUGCCUAUCCCUCCGCCUGCCCUUCGCAAACCUACCCUUGUGAUGCCCACUCGCCACAGCCUCUCCACCAGCUUUGCCAGCCAAGCUCGGACUCGCCGCACGAUGCAGCGGCCACAGUGGCGGGCACAGUAACCUGCAAUCUUGGCGAGGGGCAACGAGACAAUGUAAGGGAGAGGGAGGGAGACGGUGGGGAGGAGGGAACCAGCAGUAGGGAGAGUGAGAGAGACAGGGCCACAGAGGGAGACAGUGGGGUGGAUGAGGGAGGCAGUGGGGAGAUUGAAGGAGGCACUGUGGAGAAGAAGGAUGAGAGUGGGGAGGAGGAAGAGAGUGGGGAGAAGGAGGAAGAGAGUGUGGAGAAGGAGGAAGGCUGUGUGGAGGAGGGAGGGAGCGUGGAAGGGGGAGAGAGCAGGGAAAAGGAGGGAGGAAGUGGGGACAGGGAGAGAGACACAGGCUACUGGAUGGAAGACAUCGGGGAGAGGGAAGGAGGCCACGUCCAGGAGAAAGGCAGCAGUGGGCGGAGGGAUGGAGAGAGUGGGGAGGAAGAGGGGAGCGAUGCAAGUGGACAGGGCAUCAUCAUUUUGGAGACACGGUCACUUUGCACGGAGGAGGGGAUGAUAACAGAGGAUAAGGGGGAGGUGGAGAGGGGGAAGGAGGAGGAGGGGAUGGAGGAGGUGAAGGAACCAGAUGAGAAGGACGUGGAGAUGGAGGAGGUGAAGAGACAUGAGGGGAAGAUGGAGGAGGUGAAGGGGGCAGAGGAGGUAAUGGAGAAGACCAUGAAGGAGCAGAGUUUGGAGGCGAUGGAGGGGGUAGAGGAAGAUGGGGCGAAUGAAGUGGAGGAGUCGGCUAUUGUCAUUACGGAGAUUCGCUCUGUGGCCAACGAGUUUGAUCAGCGAGGAGGAGGUGAGGAUGAGGAAAUGCAGGACAAGGAGGUGGAGCUGCGAGCCAGUGUUGUGGGCAUAGGCCGGGCUGACGAGUUGGAGGAGGAACAGCAAAGAGGUGAGGGAUGUAGGGACCAGGGUGAGUGGGUGCGGCAGACUGGGUAUGGAGACCGGGUGAAGGAGAAUGAGGAGGUGGCUCAACGAGGUGGUGGUGAUGAAAGAGAAGACAUGAGAGAUGAGAUGAGGGAAAUUGAUGAGCAAGGGGGUGCAGUAGAUAGAAACCGUACUGAUGAGGUAAACAUCCCGGAGGUUGAGCAGCAACUAGGUGGAGGAGGAGGUGGAGGCACCCAGGAUGAUGAGAUGAAGCUGCCAGGAGGCGAUGGUGAUGAUGAAGUUGAUGCGGCACAAAGAGGAGGUGGCACAGACGAGGAAGUGGAGCAGCACGGUGGAGGAGGUGAAGAGGGCCGGGUGGCGGUUUCGAGUCGUCUGAUGGCCGUGCUGCUCCAAGCUUGUGGUGGAGAUGGAUCCAAGAAGGGGGGAGAGGAGCCAGCCGAUGGGGGUGAUGUCGCUGUCAGUCUGAUGGAUCUCGAUGCUCGGGCCCGAGAGAUGGAGGCAGCACAGAGGGGCAGCCCCUCCUCUCCGCCCCUGGACCAGUGCUACAACAAUUUUGACACCCACUCGGACCAAGACAACGAAGAGAGAAACGAGGACGAGGAGGAGGAGGACGAGGAGGAGGAGGAUGAGGAGGAGGAUGAAGAUGAGGAGGAUGAAGAUGAGGAUGAAGAUGAGGAGGAGGAGGAGGAUGAGGAGGAGGAUGAAGAGGAGGAGGAGGAGGAUGAAGAGGAGGAGGCCUGGCAUGAAGACGACCAUGACUACACGUCACAGUUCAUGCACAACGGGCUUGCACAGAACCCACAGAUCUGCAAACAACCGUGCAUCCUACUUAUGGACUCGCUUCGUGGUCCAAACCGAGACCACGUGUUCGACACCAUCUGGGAGUACUUGGAGGAGGAGUGGGAGGCAAGGCGGGGCACGCGGAGGCGCUUCAGCAGGGACACGAUGCCCGCGUGCUCCGUGCUGCUGCCUCAGCAGGACAACUUCAGCGACUGCGGUGUCUUCCUGCUGCAAUACGUUGAGAGUUUCCUCAAGACGCCCGUGACAAGUUUCGACCUCCCCAUGCGCCUGGACGGGUGGUUCCCCCCGGCCGCCACUCGCCACAAGAGGCAGGAGAUCAAAGAGCUCAUCCUGGCCCUGCACCAGCAGCAGAAGGAGCAGCAGCAGCGCAAUGCGUGAAUGCGCCCGCUGCUGCAGCAUUGUCGCAUCGUCGCUCAGCCGGGCCCGACACAGUGUCGUCACUCAGCCGCAGCGUCGUCGUUCAGCCGCCGCGUCGUCGCUCAGCAAACAACGUCAUCGCAAAGCCGCAGCAUCAUCACCUGGACCAGGGGCGGCUGUCUUUUUUUAUAUCAAAGUGCUUUCUCAGGGAAGCGCUGGGUGGGUGUAAGG